UCGGAAAUAUACUACGUAUAAAAACAUAGCCUCUUUUUUGCCCAAUUUUGUUUUCCCUAGGAUACUUUGCUUCGGUUAUCAAAGAUGGCAUGCUUCAGGAUUUUUAGAGGACGGCCUGUUCUUAUAUUUCAGAAACAAUCCUGUAUUGGGACACGAAUUCUUUGCAGUGUUCGUGAAAUAAAAGGCUCAAAAUCGGCUUAUGCUAGCUCAGAUGACUCGGGCAGUAAUGAUCAUUCACCGACUGAUGCCAACCAGCCUGAAGAAUCCACCCAACCUACAACAAAACCACUCCCCUCCCAGCAUGCACCUGCCACCACCCGAGGACCGCGGCGGAAGAAGGUUGGUGAGGCCCUGCAGGAGAGGAAGUAUUUCAGCCCUGAGUUUAUGCCUCCCAUGGGGCAGAGGAGUACGCUGAAGGAUUUUCUAGAGAGGGAAGAUUGUUACAAGAGACGAGAGGUCCUGGAUAUUCCAGAGUUUUAUCCAGGUUCAAUCCUAGCCGUAACAGUGUCUGACCCGUAUGCUCCAGGAAAGGAAAAUCGUUUUGUUGGCAUCUGCAUUGAAAGGAAAAACUAUGGACUUGGUGCCAGUUUUAAGCUACGGAAUUGCAUAGAUGAUCAAGGUAUUGAGAUCAACUAUGAACUGUACAACCCCCUCAUCAAAAAGAUUGAGGUUAUCAAACUUGAGAAAAGGAUAGAUCGCAACCUCCUCUACCUGCGAGAUGCCUUGCCUGAGUACAGCACCAUAGAUCCUGACAUGACAACAAUCAAACAUCCUCCGGGCAAACCAGUUCCUGUCAAUGAUGUGAAGGUGAAGAUGAAACCCAAGCCAUGGCACAAGCGAUGGGAGCGGUAUGGUUUCCAAGGGAUCGACAUGACGGAGGUGCUCUCUGAGGAGAGGAUAGAGGAGGGCAAGAGGUGGUGGACUCCAGAUCAUGAGAAGAUGGAUCUUCUUAAUCUAUACAGGUCAAGUUCCCAUAGCAACGAGGAGAGGGCGAUGAUCAAGGAGGAGUUUGAGAGGCAUGUCCAGAGCCUGAAGCGGAAGAAGAAGUCUAGUGCUGGCUCAUAGCGGUUUGCCAGUGGAAUGGAUUAAUAUGGACUCUCAAGCUCUAGUGGGGAUUUGAGGUGGACGCUAAAGUCCCUAAUUGACAUUCUGAACCAACUGGUGGCUAUCAUCUGCAUGGUUCGGGAAGGAAUAUGAUUGAAUGACUGGAUUGUUGAAAAAAAAUGAUGGAGAGGAGACUAAAGAGGUAGGGAAGUACAUUUCAACGGGCAAUCGAGUCGCCUAGUGUGCGCCAGGUGUAAGUUUGCUUUUACAGAUCUUGCAUCAGUUUGCCGGGCGGAGUGGACUGGUAUCCAUGUACCAGUAGACUGUAAAGCUCCAGUGGGAAUUAUUGUAGCUGUGGAUACUGUAUUUUUUUACUCUCCGUCAGGAUGUGCUGGAAAGAUGAUUUGGUUGAAUGGAUUGUGAAAAACCCAAAUAAAAUUAAGCAGUCAGGAUUAAAGGGGAAUAAAGUAUUUUUUGAUCUAGGGCUAGUGCUACUGUCUGUCAUUGAAGGGAGGGGGGGGGGGGUUACCAUCCAAUCCAGGCCAUUUUAUUUGAAAUGUUAGAAUAUGAAUUUGUUAUGAAAUAUGAAAAAUGGAAGCAUAUCAUUAAAAGCACACUUUGUUUGCAAAUUCAGAGAUCUUGCAUUAUCUCAUAUAAAUUCAGAGAGAAAAAAAUCAUGAUAUUUGUCCAUCGUCUAUCGACAAGUGCUCUUAAGAAUCUACAAAACCUAAAAACUUUCCCCAAUCCUAAUCCUUUGAUAGCAGUGAUCUCUUUACCAUGGAGUCCUGGGUUCAAUACCAUGUUGAUGUGUUAAAACAAAUGUCCUCUUAGAAGUUAUUAUCCCUCAAUCACAAGGUCCCUCUGAGAGGACAUAGAGCCGCUGGUCCUUUUUCUUCAGAUGAUCAUCCUUGAUAGAUGCUCAGAAAAAAAUGUCAGUGGGGACAAAUGAAUGUAUUUUGUACUAAAAAAUUCACACCAUAGAUCUGUGUUUUGACUUGGGAUAGUCCAAAAUAUAUCAACAUUGAUUAUGCUUUGAUUGAUUUCCCUGUACUAUUUAAUCUUAUUCUGAUUCAUGCAGCAAUGCCAAAUGCACCCAAGAACAACAAGUGGAUUUGAAUAAAAAGAGUACAAUAUGCAUUUAAUCAAAUGUAUCCCGAUUACUGAUCAUUUGUUUGUGUAUAGGUAUUCGUAUGGGAUACUUUAUGACAAAUAAAAACAACUUUGUAAUAUA
Lytechinus variegatus (green sea urchin) is the source of this 2275-nucleotide messenger RNA. Its product is annotated as 39S ribosomal protein L19, mitochondrial-like. The transcript has 5 exons. The record is from RefSeq and is a predicted model, not a curated record. Gene Ontology annotation, cellular component: mitochondrial large ribosomal subunit; ribosome. Gene Ontology annotation, biological process: translation. Bases 85 to 1065 code for a protein of 326 amino acids. Lineage: Eukaryota; Metazoa; Echinodermata; Echinoidea; Temnopleuroida; Toxopneustidae. Gene Ontology annotation, molecular function: structural constituent of ribosome.